GUUGAGGCUCAGGACAGGGGCGGAAACCGAGGUUAGGAGACGCAAAGCGACUUGUCCCAAGUUUCGGAACAAGAAAUUGGCGGGGUCAAGAUUCGAACUUCCAGCGCCAUGGCUCAGAUUCUGCAGAUGGAGAUCCCCAACUUCGGCAACAGCAUCCUGGAGUGCCUCAACGAGCAGCGGCUGCAGGGCCUGUACUGUGACGUGUCGGUCGUGGUCAAGGGCCACGCCUUCAAGGCCCACCGUGCCGUGCUGGCUGCCAGCAGCUCCUACUUCCGGGACCUGUUCAACAGCAGCCGGAGCGCCGUGGUGGAGCUGCCGGCAGCCGUGCAGCCCCAGUCCUUCCAGCAGAUCCUCAGCUUCUGCUACACAGGCCGCCUGAGCAUGAACGUGGGCGACCAGUUCCUGCUGAUGUACACGGCCGGCUUCCUGCAGAUUCAGGAGAUCAUGGAGAAGGGCACCGAGUUCUUCCUCAAGGUGAGCUCCCCCAGCUGCGACUCGCAGGGCCUGCACUCUGAGGAGGCCCCGUUGUCUGAGCCCCAGAGCCCCGUGGCACAGACGUCGAGCUGGCCGACCUGCAGCACGCCGCUGCCCCUCCUGUCUCGGGUGAAGACGGAGCAGCAGGAGUCAGACUCUGUGCAGUGCACGCCGGUGGCCAAGAGGCUGUGGGACAGCAGCCAGAAGGAGGCAGGGGGCAGCAGCAAUGGCAGCCGCAAGAUGGCCAAGUUCUCCACACUGGACCUGGCUGCCAGCCGGCCGCCACAGGCCCCCGUGGUGGCCGCAGCCCAGCCAGCCGGGGUGGCAGUGGCAGCGGUGGCUGGAACCGCACAGCCAGCCGGGGCUGGGGCCGGGGCUGGCCCCGGGGCUGGGGCUGUAGUGAGCGGGCCCAGCACAUCGGAGCGGACCAGCCCCGGCACCUCGAGCGCCUACACCAGCGACAGCCCCGGCUCGUACCACAACGAGGAGGAUGAGGAGGAGGACGGAGGCGAGGAGAGCAUGGACGAGCAGUACCGGCAGAUAUGCAACAUGUACACCAUGUACAGCAUGAUGAACGUCGGCCCUACAGCCGAGAAGGUGGAGGCCCUUCCUGAACAGUUGACCCCUGAGUCCCGGAACCGCAUCCGGGCGAGGCAAGACCUGGCAUCCCUCCCCGCCGAGCUCAUCAACCAGAUUGGCAACCGCUGCCACCCCAAGCUCUACGACGAGGGCGAGCCCUCUGAGAAGCUGGAAUUGGUGACAGGUACCAAUGUGUACAUCACAAGGGCACAGCUCAUGAACUGCCAUGUCAGCGCAGGCACAAGGCACAAGGUCCUGCUACGGCGGCUUCUGGCCUCCUUCUUUGACCGGAACACACUGGCCAAUAGCUGUGGCACUGGGAUCCGCUCCUCCACCAACAACCCCAGCCGCAAACCCCUGGACAGCCGCGUCCUCCACGCUGUCAAGUACUACUGCCAGAACUUUGCCCCCAACUUCAAGGAGAGCGAGAUGAACGCCAUCGCGGCAGACAUGUGCACCAACGCCCGCCGCGUGGUGCGGAAGAGCUGGAUGCCCAAGCUGAAGCUGCUCAACACUGAGGGCGACGCCUACACAAGCUUCAUCAGUGACCCGUGCAAGAUGGAGCCAGACAUGAUGAGCGUGGAGCAUGGCUUCGAGACGGCCAGCCACGAUGGUGACGCCGGUGACGCCGGGCCCACCGGGCCCUCAGCCGAGGCCCUGCAGUAACCCACCGGACCCUCCCACAGAGCCGGCACACUCCCCUCCCACCACACCGCCCACCCACCGCCCUGGUCACGAUCUACUGUCUGCCCCUCCCCAGGGCCCACGGGGGUGCUGCAUGCUCCCAGCCCUUCCGUCUCCCUGCCCCACCCCCAUCCCCCAGCCCAGUGUCCCCCGCCAGGGCAGGGCUGGGAGAGUGGCAGGUGGUGUGAGGUUCACCUUGCCUUUACCACACCCUUGUGCACUGUCGGGGAGCCCUUCCUCCCCUCUCCUAACCCCUAGGAAUGGUCCCUCAACUCACCAGGCCAGGCAUUUGUGGGGAGGGGGGGACUGGCCCCGAGGGAGGUGGUACAGGAAGGGCCCCUCUCCCAGACCCUGGACCCACGGAGGCCACUCGGCCUCCGCCCCACUGCGGCCCUUUGGACUCAAAGGGCCCUGGGCUCUCAGGACCCCCGGCCACCUCUUCCCAGAGCUUCCACUUUUCCAAAAGCGCCUUCCUGUCCCCUCGUCUGUCCCUGCAACUGGGGGCUGGGGUAGGCGAGGCCACAGGGCAUGUCCAUUUGACAACUGUGGAGACAGGCUCUGAAAUCCCAUGACUGGCCUCUGGUGGUGGGCCCAGGGCCCUUCUCCCAUGAGAUGCUCUGCCCUCUGCACAGCCCCCAGCCCACCCAAGAGCCCCAAGGAGGCAGGUCCUAAGUGAGGGGGCUCUUAGAGGCAGGUGUGGUCUCGGAGGUUAGGGCACCAGGUUUCCAGGGCUCAUGGAGUGUGAGUGUGUGUGAGUGAGUGUGUGCGUGUGUGCGUGCGUGUUCAGAAGUUUUGCUUUUGAAAACAUGAAGCUCUGUAAGAGGCAGUAGGACCAGGGUUGAACUGAGGGGAGCAGGGCUGGGGCCUGCUGCCCUCCUUCCAACCCUCCCACCCUCCAGCCGGGCUCCUAGCCCCUCCCUUCCCCUGUACAUACUUUUUAAACAUUUUUCUUAGCUAAUGAAAUACUGAAGUAUAAGAUUCCUUUUAUUUUUCAAACCAAUGGGACUGUGUGAUGCUCCCCUUUGGUCCCUGGGGCCCAGGGCAGGCAGGAUGGGAUCAGUAGGCAGGUGGGUGUGUGAGUGUGUGUGUGUGUGUGUGUGUGCGCGCGUGUGUGUGCGCGCUCGAGUCUUGGGGGUGCCUCGGCCCAGUGCUGCCUGGACUCCUGUGGGUCUGACUGGCUCCCCCGACCCCCACAGGGCUACAGUUCAAGGGUGUCCCUGGCCCUGGCUGAGCCCCAUCCCUAGGGACCAGGGCAGGCUCCCCCUCCAUGUAGACAGAUCCACGCACCUCUAACCAUUCCUUUCUAGCUGGUUCUCUCGUGAAGAGGGAAGCUAUUUGAUUUACCAUGUGAGCAUGGAGGCUUCUUCUUUUUUUGUAACUCCCCAUCCCCCCACAUCCGGGUCACUUCCUAAUUCCACUUUUAUUUCUAGCCCUGCCCACACUCCCUCUCCUUUCCCUCCCCAGCUCUCAUCUGCCCACUGCUCCCACUGGUCCUUCAUCCUUUCUAGCAGAGGGCCAGGGAUUGUGGGGGGGGGUCCCCAUCCUGUCCUGGACCCUGCAGCCUGUCACUUCUAACAUCUGCUUGGUGCCUGUGAGGGGGUGUCAGUCACGGGGGUAGGGAGGGGGGUCAGGGCCGGCUGGGGCCCUGCUGCUAUUCUCUGCGUGGUUCAGCCCCAGCACCUUAGCCUCCAGCCGGCCCCUAAGUAUGUGUGGAGGAGACUUGACACCCCCAGCUAAAGCACAAGCACCUUAAUCACACCUCUUCUCCACCCCUAUAGGUCCCCCGCCCCUGACCAACACCCCCACCCCCACCCCCAGCAUCGAUCCCAAAGCACAAUAUCCUGGUCACUUGGCAGUAGCAGUACCCAGCUGGCCGAGGCCAAGGGGGUGCAGUGGUCAGGGCUCUAGCCAAACCACAGAAGGAAGCAGGAGUUCACAGGCACCCAGCUCCUUCCCUGCCUUAGCAGGGGGGUGGGGCGGGGGCAGCUCUCUGGCACAGGGGCCUUCUAACCUCCCCACCCCCUUGUCCUGGGCAGACCUUUGCCCAGCCCCUCCUGCCUUCUCCGAUGGGGCCACCCUGAAGCUCCUUGAGAGCCGCAGCCUGGGGUGGCUGGCCAUCCCCUGGCUUACUGGGGUAGGGGGACCAGGUAGUGGUGCAGGGGAGGAAACUCCUCACCAGGAGAGCCAAAGACAGGGUUGUGCCUUACCCAGGAGCCACCCCUGCGCCCAAUCCCGGUCCCCUGCUUCCCGGCCCUGCUCUGAGCUGCAUGACCCCCCACCCCCACCCUACCUGGGCAGCAGGGAGGCUGACAGGCGGAGUCACCCACCAUGGAGAAAAGAUGGGGUUCCCUCCGCUGCCUUGCCACCCUCUCGCUUCUUUCACGUGGGACAGGGGUUUGUCCUGUCCUCGUGAAGUGCCAACACCCUGCCCCAAGCCCCCUCCCUCCCUGGCCCCUGAGUGAGAUUGCACAUUAACUACUGUAAGGAGAGGUGGCACUGGGAAAUGUGAACCAUGAGCACGUCAGUGAUGCUGAUGAAAAUAAACUAAACGCCUUUGUAACA
This is a messenger RNA of Echinops telfairi (small Madagascar hedgehog), 4299 nucleotides long. RefSeq names its product nucleus accumbens associated 1 (gene NACC1). Lineage: Eukaryota; Metazoa; Chordata; Mammalia; Afrosoricida; Tenrecidae. Bases 109 to 1719 code for a protein of 536 amino acids. Gene Ontology annotation, biological process: regulation of transcription by RNA polymerase II. Gene Ontology annotation, molecular function: DNA-binding transcription factor activity, RNA polymerase II-specific; RNA polymerase II cis-regulatory region sequence-specific DNA binding; protein binding. The record is from RefSeq and is a predicted model, not a curated record. The transcript is spliced from 7 exons.